AUGAAAGAUAUAAUUUCUCCUUCUCAAAAUGCUUUUGUGAGGAACAGGCAAAUUCUUGACCCUGCGCUUAUUGCUAACGAAUGCCUCGAUAGUAGAGUGAAAACUGGUUUGCCAGGGAUACUUUGCAAAUUAGAUGUUGAGAAGGCUUUUGAUCAUGUCAACUGGGGUUUUCUUAUACAGUUACUAGAAUGGAGUGGAUUCUCUGCUAAAUGGAGGCAGUGGAUUUUCUUUUGUAUAUCUACUGUUCGCUUCUCUAUUUUGAUAAAUGGCACUCCUUGUGGGUUUUUUGAGAGCUCCAAGGGGUUGAGACAAGGUAACCCAUUGUCUCCUUUGUUGUUUGUCUUGGUGAUGGAAGUUCUUGGGAGAAUGUUGGAUAAGGCUAUCCAUGAUGGUCACAUGUCAGGCUUUGAUGUGGGUCAUUUAGAGGGAAGAUCUUUGGAGGUGUCCCAUUUGCUCUUUGCGGACGACACUUUAAUUUUUUGUGAUGCUGAUUUGGAUCAAGUUUUGUUUCUCCGUAUGAUUCUCAUUUGGUUUGAGGUGGUUUCUGGUCUGAAGAUAAAUUUGGGCAAGUCAGAGCUGGUUCCUAUUGGUAUGGUGCAUAAUCUUGGCUUAUUGUUGAAUGUCCUUGGUUGUAAACAAGGUACCCCUCCAAUGAAAUAUUUAGGCCUUCCUUUGGGAGAUAAAUGUAAGGAUAAGAUAAUUUGGAACCCAAUUCUGGAGAAGAUAGAACGGAGAUUAGCAGGAUGGAAACGUUUAAUUGAGAAACUUCAAAGGGAUUUUUUAUGGGGUGGCAUUGGUGAUGAACCAAAAUUCCAUUUGGUCAAAUGGGCUAUUGUUUGCACUCCCAUUGCUUCGGGUGGUUUGGGCAUAAGAAAGGGAUGGCAUACUUUCUCUCGCCACAUUUUAUAUGAUAUUGGGGAUGGGUCUAGCGUGAAAUUUUGGCGAGACCGUUGGUGUGGUGAAACUUCUCUUGCAAUCAGCUAUCCUGAAUUGUUUAGAUUCUGCCGAGAUCAAGAGGUUAGUGUGGUUGAGGUUAUGAAGUUUGAUAACGGAAUCCUGUUUUGGGAUGUAAGUUUCUUUAUGGGUGUGCAUGCUCGGGAACUAGAGGCACUGUCCAGUUUCAUGGAUACCAUAUAUGGUGCGUCAGUUAGAGGGCUUGGUGAGGAUAAAAUGUGCUGGAAAUUUGUUAGAGAGAAGGGCUUCACGGUUAGGGAUUAUUACAAUCUCUUAGUGGGCCCUAAUGACUAUUGCUUUCCUUGGAAAAGCAUUUGGAAGCAGAAGAUUCCUUCUCGAGCAACUUUAUUUGUUUGGACUGUUGCUUUAAGGAAAUGCUUAACGAUUGACAAUUUACGAAGAAGGAAGGUUUGGAUAUUAGACUGGUGCUACAUGUGCAAGUGUAAUGGGGAAUCGGUUGAUCAUCUUUUUCUUCAUUGUCUGGUUGCAAUGGAUAUGUGGGCCAUGGAAAACAACGAGCUUGUAAGGCAGUUAAGUAGUCCACCUCCUGGUUCAACAGUACUGAAUAACCAUAUAUUUGAUUCCAUGUACACUGUCCUGCUCUUCUUGGGAAUAAAUUACUGCUCAACAGUUCUACCAUAUGUUGGAACAGAGCGAACUGUUAUGCUCCCAGAAAUAUUUUCAGGGAUGACAUAA
Molecule: messenger RNA, 1650 nt
Organism: Quercus robur (English oak)
Lineage: Eukaryota; Viridiplantae; Streptophyta; Magnoliopsida; Fagales; Fagaceae
Exons: 6
Coding region: 1-1650 (549 amino acids)
Source: RefSeq, a predicted model, not a curated record